GAGGGAAGAGCAGGUGAAAUGUUUGGUGGAGAGGGGCAUCACCGUGAAUGGGCUGUUUGAGCCUGUGCUGCCGCUGACGCAGCCAGCACCUAAAAUAACGCUGUCAAAUGUUCCUCCAUUCAUCAAUGAUGAGUUCCUGAUUAGAGAGCUGUGUCGUCACGGUAAGGUGAUAUCACCAGUUAAAAAGAUCUUGUCUGGUUGUAAGUCACCACUGUUAAAACAUGUUGUAUCUUACCGGAGACAGCUCUUUAUGAUCCUAAAUAACAAGAAUGAAGAAUUUAAUUAUCGUUUCUUUGUUCGUGUGGAUGACUGAUUAUGUUUUGUUUGCAACUUCCUCUCUUGUAAAAUCUUUCGGCUGUGGUGAGGAGGGACACCUUGUUAAAGCUUGUCCUAACCGCGCCGGCACGGCUCCGCAGGACUCGGUUGGGGGGCGGCGGCCGAGCGGCCGGCUCCUGCUGCGCAGCGGCAGUAAGACAUGACAUAACGGUCCGACCAGUAUGGACCCAGCGGGAGAGAGUGCCGCCUUCUGGGCCAUCGUUCACCAGGAGGCGGAACUCAUGAUCCCUGGUUGGCGGCACCCUGACGAACUGGACUCCCCGGACGAGGAGGAAUCCCCCUUCUGGGAAACACGCCUGGCUCGGGGUGGCCCCCGGAGCAUCCAGGCUCUGGGGCGACACCGACGACGGCGUCGAUGUCAGCCCCAGCUAGCCGCUGUUCCGGCGGUGUUCUCGGGCGCGUCGUCGGUGGUGGUCCUGGACGCAUCAGCCCCCGCUCCGGUGAUGGUCCCGGAACCCCGCAGCCAGCGCCAUGGACCCGGGUACCCCCGCAGCCAGCGCCACGGACCCGGGUACCUCCGCAGCCAGCGCCACGGACCCGGGCUCCCCCGCAGCCAGCGCCACGGACCCGGGUACCCCCGCAGCCAGCGCCACGGACCCGGGCUCCCGCGCAGCCAGCGCCACGGACCCGGGCUCCCCCGCAGCCAGCGCCCCGGAACCAGGCUCCCCCGCAGCCAGCGCCACGGACCCGGGCUACCCCGCAGCCAGCGCCACGGACCCGGGCUCCUGGUUUCCCUGCAAAGCCAAGUUCCCCAGCCAAGCCAAUUUUCCCCGCCACGCCCGCCAAGCCCCACGCCAAGCCCAGAGUCCCCGCCAAGCCCAGAGUCCCCAUCAAGUCCAGAGUCCCCGUCACGUCUGACAAGCCCCACGCCAAGCCCCCCAGGCCCCGCGCCUAGGCCUCGGGGACGUCCCCCCGAGCUGUCUCGCUGGUCUGCCCGGGCCUCAUGGCCGACCCCCGGGGCUGUCUCACCGGUCUCACCCGGAACUUUGGCCGUGUGUUGACAAGGAAAAGGGCACUGGUGUUUGACACAGCAAGGAUGAAAAAUAUUGAUGUUCUGUUUUUACAAGAAACACACAGUGAUGAAAGCAAUGAGGUGAAUUGGAACAAAGAGUGGGAAGGAGAGGUGGCUUUGAGCCAUAACACCACACUCAGCGGUGGAGUGGGCUUCCUGUUUUCUCGGAACUUUACUCUAUCGUCUCUGGAGGUCGAGCAUGUGGUGAAGGGGAGGUGUCUUUUAGUCAAGGCACAGUUUGAACAUCACACCCUGUUUUUUAUGAACAUUUAUGCUCCAACAAACGGUACAGAGAGGAAGAACUUUCUAGAAAAAGUCAACACUAGACUGAAUUUCUGUGGCUCGGAGGAUUUUUUAUUCUUGGGUGGGGAUUUUAACUGUACCAAGUACGAGUUUUUAGACCGUAAUCAUGCAGAGCCUCAUCCAGCCUCCCAACACGCUCUGAAGCAGCUGGUCUACUCCCACGGCCUGGUGGAUGUGUGGAGAAGUAUGCACACAGACUACAGACAGUACACGGGGUCCCACCUGAGAGAGGACAGAAUCUCCUUAGCCUGACUUGAUCGUUUUUGUUUUAAGCACCAUUUUAAUGUUUUUAAGCUGUGUAAAAUAAUGCCAGCUGGUUUUACGGAUCAUUCUUUGGUUUUAUGUCAUGUCACCAUUAAAUACAUUUUAC
This is a messenger RNA of Cololabis saira (Pacific saury), 2021 nucleotides long. RefSeq names its product protein piccolo-like. The record is from RefSeq and is a predicted model, not a curated record. The coding region runs from base 498 to 1337 and encodes 279 amino acids. NCBI's taxonomy places the organism in Eukaryota, Metazoa, Chordata, Actinopteri, Beloniformes, Belonidae. The transcript is spliced from 2 exons.